CAUAACGGACAACGAUUGUGAUGAGUGUGGCUUGGUUUUUCACACUUGGGAUUUAAUUGACAUUUGAUCAUGUGUUUACAGUGUCACAUAAAAAUAUUAUGUUAUUGACACAUGUUGGACAGAUGCUUUAUUCCAUGCAGUCGCGCCGUCAGUGGACAGUAUGGAGUGACGGGAUUAAAUAUAGAGAAUUUCUUUUUAUUUCUAUUCUAAGGAGAUAUUUCUGGAGUUAUAACUGAGAAAUAACGCAGUGGACUUAAAUUAACACAUGAUACGGGUUGAAAUUAAAUUGAUGAAGGGCGAUGAUAAAACAUAAUCGUUCUUCUCACUCUGCAAUUCUUCGGUCUGACUUCAGUUCACCACCACACCGUCUGUGUCGCCAGUUCUCCUUUUCCUCCAAAUCAUGCGUACGCAUGGGUCAGAGUUUGCUUAGGGCUGCGCACAUUUUCCCGUCAAGUUGGUUUUUUAUAGAUCACAACCUUGGCGUGAAAAGUCACGUACGCAACUUUCAGCCCCGUUUUGUGCGUACGCAACGGUUAUAAAUGAGACCCCAGGCCAUUAGGGGCAGAGGAAGUAGAGGUGGAAGACGGGGAGCAAGAGGCACUGGACGAGCGGGAAGAAGCAGGAGACGCGGGGCUGCAGUAAACCUGGGGCAGGAUGAUGUACUGCGAGUGGAGAACCUGCAAGCUCUAAGGAUAGCAGAUGAGCAGGCAAGAAUUCAAAGUCUGGAUCUGCAAAUGUCGCAUCAUUUGCUCCAGCACUGCCUGACACGCGACCCCAGCCUCAUGUUCGACCUGCUCACCAUGUCAUCCACAGAUCCUCCUCCAUCAGGCCCUCAAGUGAGAGAUAAACCCACCUGGUGCAUCUGCCACAACUGCAGGGAAAUGCCGACGGACGUGGAGCGCAAGUGCUGUGGGCAACAACCUCACUCAUGUAUAGCAAUGCUGCCCCACAUCGAGGCAUACAUUCUGCAAGAGGGGCACCUGCGCCUUGCAAUCAGAAUCUGGAACGAUGUGCGGGCUUUGGGUGACCUUCCAGACCCAGGGGAAAGCAAGAAACAAUUUCGCUAUGCUGCAUACCGACAGUUUGUUGUGUGGCAAUAUGGGGCACUGGGAGCAGGGAACAGAGUGGUCCUACCCAGUUGCUGUGUGUGGAAGAUAAGAGACCGCUUUCCAGAUCCACACGGACAAUAUAAAGGCUUCAGUUUAUUUGUAUCUGUGUGAACGUUUUUUAUAUAAUGUACAUCGUUUUUAUUUAUAUUUUUUCCCCAGGAGUAAUUAAAAAUGCAGAGUCCUUUUGUUUUUAUAUUGUUUGAAUAAAAAAAGGAAAAUUACUUUGGUGGUGACGUGGUGAAGGACC
This is a messenger RNA of Gadus chalcogrammus (walleye pollock), 1356 nucleotides long. Its product is annotated as P2X purinoceptor 7-like. The coding region runs from base 540 to 1220 and encodes 226 amino acids. NCBI's taxonomy places the organism in Eukaryota, Metazoa, Chordata, Actinopteri, Gadiformes, Gadidae. The transcript is spliced from 2 exons. Gene Ontology annotation, biological process: monoatomic ion transport. The record is from RefSeq and is a predicted model, not a curated record. Gene Ontology annotation, molecular function: ATP binding; purinergic nucleotide receptor activity; monoatomic ion channel activity. Gene Ontology annotation, cellular component: membrane.